AUGUCACAUUUAAUACUGGCUUUGGAAAAUGAAAAACUUUUAAAUAUGCUAUUGGAAAACGAUUUUCUUCAUACUUGUAAGUCGCAUGAACAGCUUUUAUGUAAAGCAGCAUCGCACGGAUUUUUUGAAACUGUCAAGUUAUUAUUACAAUAUAAUGUAAAUCCCAAUGAUUGUAACACCAUUGGCGAGUCACCACUUUAUUUGGCAGUUAAAUAUAAUAAUGUAGGUAUCGUCAAAUUGUUGAUAAAUAAUAAGGCCGAUCUGAACAUUGUUGAUACAAACAGCAACUCUACAUUGUAUGUUGCGUCAGGUGAAGGACAUACUGAAAUAGUCAAAACUUUGCUAGAACACAAGUGUGAUCCGAACAUUGUUAAUGGAAAUAGCAACUUUGCAUUGCAUUUUGCAUCAGUAAAAGGUCAUAUUGAAAUAGUCAAACUAUUACUUGAACACAAGUGUGAUCCAAACAUUAUUGAUAUAAACAGCAACUCUGCAUUGCAUUUUGCGUCAUGGGAAGGACAUACUAAAAUAGUCAAAACAUUGCUAGAACACAAGUGUGCUCCGAACAUUGUUAAUGGAAAUAGCAACUCUGCAUUGUAUUUUGCAUCAGAAAAAGGUCAUAUUGAAAUAGUCAAACUAUUACUCGAACACAAGUGUGAUCCAAACAUUAUUGAUAUAAACACCAACUCUGCAUUGCAUUUAGCGUCAUGGGAAGGACAUACUGAAAUAGUCAAAACAUUGCUAGAACACAAAUGUGAUCCAAACAUUGUCAAUAAACACAGAGACUCUGCAUUGUUUGUUGCGUCAGGUAAAGGAUAUACUGAAAUAGUCAAAUUACUGCUCGAACACAAGUCUGAUCCAAACAUUGUUAAUCAACGCAGCCCCACUUUAUUGUUUAUUGCUUCAGCUAAAGGACAUACUGAAAUAGUCGAAUUAUUGCUAGAACACAACUGUGAUCCAAACAUUGUCAAUAAGAACAUCCCCACUUCAUUGUUUAAUGCUUCAGCUAAAGGACAUACUGAAAUAGUCAAACUAUUGCUAGAAAACAAGUAUGAUCCCAACGUUGUUAAUAAAAACAUCAACUCUGCAUUGCAUUUUGCGUCAGGUGUAGGACAUACUGAAAUAGUUAAACUAUUGCUAGAACACAAUGGUGAUCCAGACAUUGUGAAUCAACAUGGAAAUACAGCAAUAAUAGUUGCGUCAGAUACAGGUUUUACGGAAAUAGUCAAAUUGUUACUAGAACACAAGUGCGAUCCAAACAUUGUCAAUAAACACGGAAAUUCAGCAUUAAUAGUUGCAUCAGAAAACGGACAUACUGAAAUAGUAAAACAAUUGCUAAAACACAAGUGUGAUCCAAACAUUGUCAAUAAACACAUCAAUUCAGCAAUAAUAGUUGCGUCAGAUAAAGGACAUACUGAAAUAGUCAAAUUAUUACUAGAACACAAAUGUGAUCCAAACAUUGUCAAUAAAAACAACAACACUUCAUUGUUUAUUGCUUCAGCUAAAGGACAUACUGAAAUAGUCAAACUAUUGCUAGAACACAAGUGUGAUUCCAACUUAGUUAAUGAACACAUAAAUACAGCAAUAAUAGUUGCUUCAGAUAAAGGAAAUACUAAAAUAGUCAAAUUAUUACUAGAACACAAGUGUGAUUCAAACAUUGUCAAUGAAGACGGCAACUCUGCAUUACAUUUUGUGUCAUCUGAAGGGCAUACUGAAAUAGUCAAACUUUUGCUAGAACACAAGUGUGAUUCAAACAUUGAAAAUGAACACAUAAAUUCAGCAAUAAUAGUUGCGUUAGAUAAUGGACAUACUGAAAUAGUCGAAUUAUUGCUAGAAAACGAAUGUGAUCCAUAG
Messenger RNA from Mytilus trossulus (common blue mussel), 1851 nucleotides. RefSeq names its product ankyrin-1-like. The record is from RefSeq and is a predicted model, not a curated record. Lineage: Eukaryota; Metazoa; Mollusca; Bivalvia; Mytilida; Mytilidae. Gene Ontology annotation, molecular function: protein binding. Bases 1 to 1851 code for a protein of 616 amino acids. The transcript has a single exon.